This is a messenger RNA of Protopterus annectens (West African lungfish), 2443 nucleotides long. RefSeq lists its product as uncharacterized. The transcript has 7 exons. NCBI's taxonomy places the organism in Eukaryota, Metazoa, Chordata, Ceratodontiformes, Protopteridae. The coding region runs from base 1 to 1491 and encodes 496 amino acids. The record is from RefSeq and is a predicted model, not a curated record.
AUGGCAUUCAUCUUGCUAAACCUAGCUGGAUCAGAGGCCAUUGAAAGAGAGCAUUCGUCUGUUUAUGCACCAGCAAUAUAUGAAGGAGAAGUAGCAGAAACAUCUCCUCCUGAGGAAGAUAUAGAAAUUCUUAUGUCUGUGUCUAUGACUGGAAGGAUUUCUUCAGUAGAAAUACCUCCAACCACAACUAAGUGUUCAUCUUGUUUAAAAGAGCAGCAGUCAACACCUUUUUCUGUAACAGAAAUUUCAAGCAUUCCAGAUGUUUCUAAUACAGUCUCCUUUGGCACAAUGCAACCUGCUUCCACCAAGCAUUUAUUCAGCCAUGUCCCUACCAGAUCAACAGUACCUGCUCUAGUUCACAAAAGACAUGGUCCAUUAAACAGUGAAAAUUCUCAAGCGGUCAACAAUGAUGCAAGACAUACUGUGGGAAAGGAUCUUAAAAACCUAAACAGGAGUGCUCAGACUUCUAGAAACGUUACAGAUAAUGCUGGACCAGCAACACAAGGACCUACAAAAAUCAGUACCCAAUCCUCUGUAAAGACCAAAGAGACAAGUACAAGGCAGGAACCAGAGCCCAAGAACUCCUCAUGGCUUCCCAUCAUGCAGAAACAUGAUAUUCCAAUUGUUGUUGGAGUUUCAGUAUCACUUACUUUAAUUUUUAUUACUAUGGGUGUGUACCACUUAACACAAAAGAAAACAGAAAAUACUGAAACCAACAGACACUUGUUGCGAGAUUCUGUGCCUUCAAGCAGAAAUAGCAGUAAUAUGGAAGCGUGCACCUAUGAGAACAAAGCUUACGAGGAAGAUAUUACAGAUGUGACUGACCACAUUGCUCCUAGUACAAGUCCACUGGCUACCAAUUCUAUAACCGUUACAGCAGAGUUCCCUCCUUCUCAACAGAAAGAAAAUGUCUGUCCAGAUGCAAACCAUGAUGCUCUACCAGGAAACACAAUUCUGGAAACCACCUUGUUGCAGGAUAUAGACAUGCCUUUGCAUCACAGAAGCAAAGAACAUGGGAAUGGUAAUUUCAGAGAUUCCGUAGAACAGAUGGUAUUUGAACCAGUGAUCAAAGAAAGUGGUAAGCAAAAGCCAGAUAUUACAGAAAAUGCUAAUAAAACCAAUCAGACCAAAUCUGCAGAAGAGCAGAGCUGCACAACAAUCAACUUACAGGAAGUUGAAGGAACUCUGACUAACAUGCCAGCAAAUGAAGAGAAUGCAAGUAGUACCCACUUUACAGGGAUACCUGCUCCUUUGGUGUUAUCACAGUGCAUAACCCUUAAUGACAGAAAUAGCACAGGCAUAACAACUGUGUCUGUGGAUAUUCAUUUAUAUCCCGCUGUUCCAGAUCCAACGUUUAUUCCAGGUUCCAGCACCUCAGCUACACCAGUUCCAUUUGUUCCUGCCAGACAGAUAUCAUUACCUGAGUGUGAUCAAAGGACUACCUGUGCACAGACUGACAUCUCUUCAACAGUGCAGAGAACCUUUUUAUGAACACCUUUAAGACAAUAGCGGUCAUAUCCUGAUCCUGACCAAUUUCCAUCAAGCCAGCCUGAAGAAGUAACAGUACAUGCCUUCAUGCAUGCCACUUUUAUAAUUUUUCCUGCUUAUUCAUUUAUAGCAUCACUGCUGGGCAAGAUGAAGUGGCUGCAAACAAUGAAAGAGCAGACAUAUCAAGAGGAAUUAAACUGUUUAAGACUUUUUAGCUGUAAGCCUGAUAUGCAUUUUAGGCCUGCAUGGACAAAUGGAGGCUUUUAAAAUUUGUGUAAUGACUUGCAACUUGCUUAUGGGUUUAUGCUUGGCUACACAGCAACUCAUUUCCAUGCAUUCAGUGUCUGAUAUCACACAAAAGGAAAAUUAUCUUGGAUUAAUGAGUUCGAUCAAACAUUUUUUCAUUAUCAAACAUCAGCAGAGGUGUAGUUAGCUCAACAAGUGCCCUGUGCUGGGUUCAUGAAUUUAGUCACAGCUCCUCAAGUUAAAAAAAAAAAAUGCUUCUGCUUACUGCAGGAAACAACCAAUCUACACUACCCCGGCCCUUCAAGUGGCAAAAGCCUGCAGAUUAUUUCAGGAAACUGAUUUCCUACAGUAACCAGCCAAUCACACACUACCCAAUCCAUGUCCCCAGCUCUUACCAGAAGGAGCAAAAAAAAAAAAAAUGCACUGAACUCAAGUGCUUUUCUGUACCAGCAUUUUUGUACAGAAAAAAGCUCUCUGUGAUUGUGCCUCCUAACAGUUUGUGGCUGGGGCAGUUGCCCUGAUUGCCCCACCCUUGCUGAACUACUGAAUAUCAAUGCUUUCUUAAGUGUAUAUUUGGACUAUAACACAAGCUGAACUCUAGGAUUAUUCCAUUAUAUUCUUAGAGUGAAACGUAGAGAAAACACACUAUAUAUGUAUAUUUAAACAGAUUACCCGUGGUAGUGGUGCUGCGGUAGCAUUGUUGCCUCAC